AUGCCGGACAUCACACUAGACUCUGAGCAUGUGAAGUUCACACCCCCUGCUCCUGCCCUUGACCACAAACGCGGCGGGGCCGAGUCAGGCCGAACCGAGCCAGGCACCGCCCGCAGCAGGGCGGCCGGGAGGCCCGGGGAGGCCGGGCUGCACGGGGGCCGGCGUGCGCCCGGGUCCCCUCGCCGCAUGUCCUUCGGCGGGCCGCGAGGUCAGGCGAGCUGUCCUUCGCCGCCACUCGCCGCCUUGGGCCUUCAGCCUCCAGCCGCCCCCCGCAGUUCCCUCUCCGCGUGCGUACCUGUGCCGGGCCUCCCUUGCUACCUCCCGACGCGGGAGGCGAAGGGCGCCCGGCUGCUGGCGGGCGAGGCUGCGUCCUCCCCCUGCGCCGGCCCGCCGGGGUCUGUGCUGCGGUGCAGCCCAGAGGGCGCGGGCCCGGCCGCCACUGCCUGUCCUCCCCGAGACUGUUUACCAACAAUAGGGGCCGGAGCGCUAAGGAUCGAGCUCCUCCUGCGGCCGGCGAGGACGCUCGGAGAGUUAGCGCGGGGAGGAACUGGGAGGCGGAUGAUGGACUGGGGUGGAAUGUUCAUCCUUGCCCCAGAGCUUUGGGCUCGAUCAAUGGCACAUGACAAACCUGAAAGAGGUGGGGGACUGUACAAAUCAAAGGUCUCUCAGACCCAUAACCAGGAUAGUGUCAAGGUCUCUCCCAAGGUCACUGAGAUGAAAACAGCAGAAGAGCCAGCACCAAAUCUUGGGCAGACCCUGGAGUGGCUGAGAAAGGAGCUGUCUGAGAUGCAGAUCCAAGACCAGAGGCUCCUGCUCACGCUGAGACAUCUUCACAGUGUGCUGGAGGAGCUGCGUGCUGACAGUGCCCAAUGGGAAGAGGCCAGGUCCAGCGGAGGGACAUCCCCCAUCAGAGCCCGAGCAGGCUCUGAAGGAAGAGGCUGCCAGCCUGUCUCCUCAAGGGGGCUGGCCCAGCUCCUCCGAGGGGAAGACAGCAGACGAAGCUCCCUCCCUUAACUGGCUAGAGAUGACACUGACCUCCCACCACUAGUCUAAACUUUGACUGUGAUGUUUUCGGGGUAGAGCAUUGGAAUGGUAGCCAGGAAGCCAGGGCUCUGUGUUCACCUCUGCCCUCAUGUGCUGUGUGACUCUGGAUCUGUCACUCAACUUCUCUGUGUCUUUGGUUCCUUUUCUGUCACUUAUAG
Molecule: messenger RNA, 1202 nt
Organism: Galeopterus variegatus (Sunda flying lemur)
Lineage: Eukaryota; Metazoa; Chordata; Mammalia; Dermoptera; Cynocephalidae
Product: chromosome unknown open reading frame, human C20orf202
Exons: 5
Coding region: 1-1014 (337 amino acids)
Source: RefSeq, a predicted model, not a curated record